AUGGAAGAUGAGAGGAAUUGGGGGCCUAGUCCAUUUAGGUUCGUCAAUGCAUGGACACUACAUCCAGAGUUCAUUUUGAUAGCUCAAAAAGCUUGGUCUGAAAGGCUGGUGCAAGGGUGGGCAGGGUAUAGAGUCCAGAGAAAGCUAGGAGGUUUGAAGGAGGAGUUAAAAAGAUGGAAUAUUGAAGUGUUUGGAGUGGUUGAGGAGCAAUUAAAAAAGGCUGAGGAGGAUUUACAUGCAUUGGAGCUCUUAGCCGAAUCCAGGGUGUUGGAACCAAAUGAAGUAGCAUGUAGAAGGGAGGCAAAAGAUCUGGUAUGGACACUUAGAAAGAAGAAGGCUUGGAUUUGGUUCCAGAAGUCUAGACUAAACUGGGCUGAAAAUGGUGAUAGAAACACGAAAUACUUUCAUAUCAUUACAAGUAAGAGACAGAGAAGGAAUCUGAUAAACUCAGUGGUUAUUAAUGGUCUCAAUGUUGAUGAUCCUGAGCUUGUGUGGAAUGAAGUGUUGAGGCAUUAUUUGAAGGCCUUUGCUGAAGAUUGGCCAUCUAGGCCAAAGUUGUCUGGAAAUUUUGUGCCAAUUGAUUAUGCAAGAGGUGUGGCAAUAUUGGAGCCUGAAUUCACAUUGGAAGAAGUAUGGGAGGUCGUUAAAGAGUGUGAUGGGAAUAAAGCGCUAGGUCCAGAUGGGUUCAAUAUGGCAUGUAUUCAGAAAUGUUGGAAAUUUAUGAAGACUGAUAUAUUUAAGGUUAUGCAGGAGUUUUAUCAGCAUAACAAGUUGGUUAAAGGGCUAAAUAGUUCUUUUAUCACUCUUAUCCCGAAAAAGUUUGCUGAUGACACUAUAUUGUUCUGUGAAGCUGAGUGGGAGGAGAUUGUAAAUGUUAAAAGAAUUCUUAGAUGUUUUGAGGUAAUGUCAGGGCUAAAGAUAAACUUUCAUGAAAGUGUGGUAUGUGGAGUUGGAGUUAGUGAUACUAUGGUUCAUGACUUUACUUCAACACUGCAUUGUUUAUGUCAAAAGCUACCUCUAAAGUAUUUGGGAUUGCCAUUGGGUGCAAACCCGUGA
Camellia sinensis is the source of this 1056-nucleotide messenger RNA. RefSeq lists its product as uncharacterized. Lineage: Eukaryota; Viridiplantae; Streptophyta; Magnoliopsida; Ericales; Theaceae. The record is from RefSeq and is a predicted model, not a curated record.